Messenger RNA from Striga asiatica, 735 nucleotides. Lineage: Eukaryota; Viridiplantae; Streptophyta; Magnoliopsida; Lamiales; Orobanchaceae. The record is from the annotation of a GenBank genome assembly.
AUGGGUUGGGUUAGAGGAGAAACUCUCGGAAAGGGUGGUUUCGGUUUCGUCUCCAUCGCCAAAACCAAUCAAGAUAAUAAUCUGACGGCCGUUGAUUGCCAAGAAGAAGGAGUUGCUCGACAAAUUCUAGUCAUGCCCCUCGAUCCUCCGCUGCUUUGGGGACUCAAUCACGACCGAAAAUGGGAAAAAACUCUAAACAUAUUGCUCGAGUACACCUCCGGUGGAUGCCUUGCCGAUCACAUCCUAAAAGGCCUUCUAGAAAUCACGGUCAGCCGCUGCACGAAAUCCAUACUCUCUGCGCUCCUUCACAUCCACAAGGCCGGUUAUGUUCACUGUGACGUGAAGCCUCACAACGUGUUGCUCGUCGGCCAAGACGCCAAGCUGGCGGAUCUCGGGAGCUGCUGCAAGACGAGCUUCGACGAAAUAGUAGUUAUUCCCCAGAUUCCGACGAACAACAGAAUAUCCAAAGAGGCUAAAGACUUUCUCACAAAGUGUUUGGUGAAAUAUCCAACGGCCAGGUGGAAAUCCAAUAUGCUUCUCGACCAUCCCUUUGUCAAAAAGGCCGAUCCAUCAACAGUUGCUGGAAAAUACAUCAUCAUCAUCAUCACAAAUUGUCACAUGGCAUUCACUCUUUGGUGCCUCACUGUUUUCACCACCCAAAAGUGCAGGCCUGCUGAUUACAUCUCAUUAAUCUUCUAUGUAUCUGUACACUCAUUCAUCAUCAAUCUGAGUUGA